Molecule: messenger RNA, 1277 nt
Organism: Vitis riparia (riverbank grape)
Lineage: Eukaryota; Viridiplantae; Streptophyta; Magnoliopsida; Vitales; Vitaceae
Product: phosphoserine phosphatase, chloroplastic
Exons: 8
Coding region: 143-1027 (294 amino acids)
Biological process (GO): dephosphorylation; L-serine biosynthetic process
Cellular component (GO): cytoplasm
Molecular function (GO): L-phosphoserine phosphatase activity; magnesium ion binding
Source: RefSeq, a predicted model, not a curated record
AAGACCAUGUUUGGCGCUCCCAUACGAUGUUGAUAAAUUUAUAAGGAUUCAUGCGAGCAAGCCAAGCACAGAUCCAAUCAAUAGAAAGACACAGAAGGUCCAGAUUCCAGACAACACUCAAAAGCAGCGUAAACCAUAAGUAAUGGAAGGAUUGAUGAGAGUGCGAACAAAUCCCAUUCAUCUUCAUUGUGGACGACAUCAUUCUCCUUCUCUUCCUGCAUUUCCCACAUUGCAGCUACAGAAAAAGUUUUAUAGAAAUUCAUUUGGGAUGAUGAAACAUCCCAAAUCGUUCAACUCAGUAGUUGCUUCUGUUCAACCGUUAGAAGCUUCUACUCGCUUUGACAACACUUUACCAUCCAAAGAGAUUCUUGAACUUUGGCAAGAUGCCGAUGCUGUCUGCUUCGAUGUGGAUAGCACAGUGUGCGUGGAUGAGGGCAUUGAUGAACUUGCAGAAUUUUGUGGGGCUGGAAAGGCUGUUGCAGAAUGGACUGCAAGAGCGAUGGGUGGCUCUGUUCCUUUUGAGGAGGCCUUGGCUGCCAGACUGUCUCUCUUUAAGCCUUCCUUAUCCCAAGUCCAGGACUUCCUUGAAAAGAGGCCCCCAAGAAUUUCUCCUGGAAUAGAUGUGUUGGUCAAGAAGCUGAAGGCUAGGAAUACCAACGUUUAUCUGAUCUCUGGAGGCUUUCGUCAAAUGAUUAAUCCUGUUGCAUCAAUCCUUGAGAUUCCACCUGAAAACAUCUUUGCAAAUCAACUGCUGUUUGGAAGCUCUGGGGAGUUUUUGGGGUUUGAUGCUAAUGAACCUACUUCAAGGAGUGGAGGGAAAGCCACAGCAGUUCAGCAGAUAAGGAAGGUUCAUGGAUACAAGAGAUUAGUCAUGAUUGGAGAUGGUGCAACUGAUCUUGAGGCUCGUAAACCAGGAGGUGCUGACUUAUUCAUUUGCUAUGCGGGAGUUCAACUUCGCGAGGCCGUUGCAUCAAAAUCUGAUUGGCUAGUUUUCAAUUUUAAAGACCUGAUAAAUACCUUGGAAUAACUCGAAACACUCGACCUUUUUCGAGGUAUUUCAUUUGGCUUUGUUUUGUUUCAUUAUUAUUCUGUGGUGCUGCCUGGGGGCACCUGCAUCUUAUAGUUGCAUUCUUCCCAGAGGUAUCAAUUUUCCUUUACCAUAGCUGAAUGUAAAGAAGAAAAAGGAAGAACUAAUGUCAUUGAAAGAAAAUGACUCUUAGAUGUUGUUUCUGUGAUGUAAAGAUUGAUCAUAUAUUAAUAUAUUUUGUUCCUGAAAA